Molecule: messenger RNA, 449 nt
Organism: Penaeus monodon (black tiger shrimp)
Lineage: Eukaryota; Metazoa; Arthropoda; Malacostraca; Decapoda; Penaeidae
Exons: 3
Coding region: 90-446 (118 amino acids)
Biological process (GO): sodium ion transport
Cellular component (GO): membrane
Molecular function (GO): sodium channel activity
Source: RefSeq, a predicted model, not a curated record
UCGCAUCUUCAUCCACAUCGCUUUCACACGAACACUUCCACAGGAUAAGCAUCUCUCACGUGUCUCUCUUUGAACAGGCGGACGUCAAAAUGGACUAUGACAAGAACGAGAUGGAUGACAUAAUGCGUGUGGACGUCUUCUUCCACACACUCAAUGUAGACGACGUGACGCAGAUCGGAAAGUACGAGAACGUCUGGGGUUUGGUCAGCAGCCUCGGUGGCGCCCUCUCCCUGUACAUGGGUAUCUCCGUUUUCCUGCUGGUGGAGGUCCUGGAAUUCCUCAUCUACCUGGUCGUCAACUCCUGCCUUUACGCUGUGGGUCGCUAUGACACCAAGACAGAGGUCAGACCCGCCACCCCCCCGUCGCCUACUCCGUCAGAUGUCGUGUUCGUGAGGCGACUGUACGAUGCUCUCGGGUCGAAGGCACCGAAAACCUACGGAAAAUGAAAA